GGAAAAAACCAAGUGAGGCUGAGGGUCUUCCACACCAAAAAACUUGAGAGGAAAACACAAAAAGCUGAAAGAAAAGAAUUCUUUGUGAGAUCUAAACACUUUUGAGUGAUUCUGGUUUUUGUUUUUUAAAAUUCUUUCCCCCGAUUUUUCUAUUACACCCCGCUUCUCUGAAUCCCUUUCUGUUAAUCAUCUGUCUUUGGGAAAAAAAUCUGAUUUUUGGGUUUGUUUUUGAGUACUUAACAAUUCAUAGAAAGCAAACUUAGACAAGGAUUUAUUCAAAAGCCAGGUGUUUUCAGAAACGAGAUCCAGGAUUUUUAUUUUGUUAUUAUAAAGUUGCUAUCUUUUUUCUCCUUCACCAAUCUAUAUUGUAGAUUUUUUUCCCAUUUCGUUUUUUCUGUAGAUAAAAUCAGCUUAGAGGGUGAUUUUUGUUCCCUCAAGUUCGAUUUUCUUAGGCUUAUCUUGGAUUUCAAGGGGUUGUCUAUUUGGAAAGAAGCCUCCUUAAUCCUUCUUCUGGUUCUGAAACCUGUUCUGAAGUUUUGGUAAGAAACAGGUUGCUUUUUUUUUUUUGAUCUUUUCUUUGUUAAGUUUCAAUCUAUUGUUUGUUUUUUGUUUUCAAGAGAUGGCAGCUACAAUGGAUUUCUAUAGUAGCGGAGCAGUUCAGUCAGAUCUGUAUGGGGGAGAGUUGAUGGAAGCACUUGAACCUUUUAUGAAAAGUGUUGCCUCCUCUUCCUCUUCUUGCCCGUCCCCUUCUCCGUCUUCUUCUUACUCUUCUUUUUCUUCACCUUCUCCUUCUCCUUCUCCAUCUCUUCCUUCUACUUCUUACCUCUCUUUCUCUUCUUACCACACACAACCCAAUUUUUACCCAGGUGGUUGUUGUUACUCCACAACAAUUGACCCAUUUUCAGGUCUCCAGCAGCAGCAGCAACCUCAACCUGGUUCAACAAUUGGGCUAAACAACUUAACCCAAGCUCAGAUCCACCAGAUCCAGGUUCAAUUCCACCUCCAAAACAGCCAACCAAGCCACCUUUACCAAAAUCCCCAACCCCAAAACAACAACCAUAUGCUCAGUUUUCUUAGCCCCAAACCCAUCCCAAUGAAACAAAUGGGUUCACCACCAAAACCCAUCAAGCUUUACAGAGGAGUUAGGCAACGUCACUGGGGAAAAUGGGUCGCUGAGAUCCGGCUACCUAAAAACCGGACACGUCUUUGGCUAGGCACUUUUGACACAGCCGAGGAAGCAGCCUUGGCUUACGACAAAGCAGCCUAUAAACUAAGAGGUGACUUUGCGAGACUCAACUUCCCUAACCUUCGCCACCAAGGUUCCCACAUCGGAGGCGAUUUCGGUGAAUACAAGCCUUUACAUUCCUCUGUCGAUGCUAAGCUACAAGCCAUUUGUGAGAGCUUGGAACAAAAUCAAAAGCCAGGAAACAAGAAAAAAUCGUCAAAGGAGACAGCUGCAAAUAAGAGCAAGAACAACAAAGUCCACGUGGCAGAGCCUGAGCAUGAGGAAAAGACAGUCAAGGUGGAGAACUCCUCCUCAUCUUUGUCUCCGGUUCUAUCGGAGAGUGAGGGGUCAGCAGAGUCUUCCCCCUUGUCGGAUCUUACGUUCUCGGAUUUCAAGGAACAACCAUGGCCUGAAGUUGAUUCUCCUUCGGAGAAUUUUAUGUUGGCGAAAUACCCUUCUUAUGAGAUUGAUUGGGAUUCUAUCCUAAAAGCGUAAAAGAAAAAAAAACGUGUUUCAUUCCCUGUAACAGUCCUUUUGUGUUAGGGGUUCUUAUUUUUGUGUAUCCUUUUCUCCAUUUGUAAGCUCACUGCAAUGAAGUUUUUGGCAGUUGCAGUGGUCAGUUAUUUAGGUUAUUAUGAGUCUGUUUAUGGGUAGGGUUUUAAGUAUUUAAUUGUGUAAGCCUUAUGUUUGUAAGACUCUGAGAUCUUCUCCAUGGUGGUCAGCUCGUUUUUAAUCUUGCUGGACCAACGGAGAAAUUUGUUAGUGUCCAUUAAAGUUCAUAGCUUUUGUAAUUGGAAUCUAUUAAUGUCAUGGGUCUUUAUCUAUUUUUUGUGCCAA
Molecule: messenger RNA, 2062 nt
Organism: Theobroma umbraticum
Lineage: Eukaryota; Viridiplantae; Streptophyta; Magnoliopsida; Malvales; Malvaceae
Product: ethylene-responsive transcription factor RAP2-4
Biological process (GO): regulation of DNA-templated transcription
Cellular component (GO): nucleus
Molecular function (GO): sequence-specific DNA binding; DNA-binding transcription factor activity
Source: RefSeq, a predicted model, not a curated record